CCUACUACUCAUCUAAAUUCGAGGUCGAGGGCCCUUGUUUCUCUCUCCUCUCACGCACUUUCUCUCUCUAAAGAUUCAUUAGCGGGACACAGCCAGACGAAAGCUUUGCCCUUUUUUAGGUAUCUGGAAGACCAUACACACUCUCACUGCACUAUAUUUGGAAGGCCAGAGGCGUCCCCGAUUUCGAAGUCUCUCUAAAACACACUCUCUCUCUCUCUCUCUCUCUCUCUCUCCUCGUUCUGCUUCAAUUUCAAGCUAUCUUAUCUCUAUAUAAACCCUUCAAACUAGGUUUUCAAUCUCAGUGCUUUUUCUAGGGUUUUUUAAACUGAGAUUCGACUUCGAGGGUUUAUUGGUUUUGAUCUCUUCAUGGCGGCGGAGAAACUCAGGGACUUGAGUCAGCCGAUUGACGUUGGCUUGCUCGAUGCCACUGUUGCUGCUUUCUAUGGCACCGGAUCUAAAGAGGAGAGAACUGCUGCAGACCAUAUUUUGCGGGAGUUGCAAAACAAUCCAGAUAUGUGGCUUCAAGUGGUUCACAUUCUAUCAAAUUCACAGAACUUGAACACAAAAUUUUUCGCGUUGCAGGUUUUGGAAGGUGUAAUUAAGUACAGAUGGAAUGCAUUGCCUGUUGAACAACGAGAUGGGAUGAAAAACUACAUUUCUGAAGUCAUUGUAAAGCUUUCAAGUGAUGAAAUCUCUUUUCGUCGGGAAAGGCUGUAUGUGAACAAGCUUAACAUUAUAUUGAUUCAGAUUUUGAAACACGAGUGGCCUGCCAGAUGGCGAAGCUUUAUCCCUGAUCUUGUUGCAGCAGCAAAAACAAGUGAAACUAUUUGUGAGAACUGCAUGGCCAUAUUGAAACUUCUAAGUGAAGAGGUUUUUGAUUUCUCGAGGGGUGAAAUGACUCAACAGAAGAUCAAAGAUCUCAAACAAUCAUUGAACAGUGAGUUUCAGCUCAUUCAUGAGUUAUGCCUUUAUGUACUGUCAGCAUCUCAAAGAACUGAGCUUAUAAGGGCUACAUUAGCGACAUUGCAUGCUUUUCUCUCAUGGAUACCUCUAGGAUAUAUAUUCGAAUCUCCGCUGUUGGAGACACUCCUAAAAUUCUUCCCUUUACAAUCAUAUCGGAAUCUCACACUCCAAUGUUUAACAGAAGUCGCGGCUUUAAAUUUUGGAGAUUUCUAUAACGUGCAGUACGUUAAUAUGUAUAACAUAUUCAUGGUACAGUUGCAGACCAUUCUCCCACAUGCUACAAACAUUCCUGAUGCUUAUGCGCAUGGUUCGGGUGAGGAGCAGGCAUUUAUUCAGAAUCUUGCACUGUUUUUCACUUCAUUUUUCAAGUGUCAUAUUCGAGUGCUAGAGUCCACACAAGAGAAUAUAUCUGCCCUUUUAAUGGGUCUUGAAUAUCUCACAAACAUCUCAUAUGUGGAUGACACUGAGGUUUUUAAGGUUUGCUUAGAUUACUGGAACUCCUUAGUUUUGGAGCUGUUUGAGGCACAUCAUAAUGUAGAGAAUCCUGCGGUAGCUGCAAACAUGAUGGGAUUGCAGCAGGUGCCAUUGCUUUCUGGUAUGGUUGAUGGACUUGGGUCUCAAAUUUUGCAGCGACGGCAACUUUAUUCCGGUCCAAUGUCAAAGUUGAGAUUACUUAUGAUCUGUCGUAUGGCUAAGCCUGAGGAGGUUCUUAUUGUUGAAGAUGAAAAUGGGAAUAUUGUUCGUGAAACUAUGAAGGACAAUGAUGUCCUAGUUCAAUAUAAGAUCAUGAGGGAAACGCUGAUCUACCUAUCACAUCUUGAUCACGAGGAUACCGAAAAACAGAUGCUGAAGAAAUUGAGUAAACAACUGAAUGGUGAAGAUUGGUCAUGGAACAAUUUAAACACACUGUGCUGGGCAAUAGGAUCUAUAUCUGGGUCCAUGAUGGAGGAGCAGGAGAACAGAUUUCUAGUGAUGGUGAUUCGUGAUUUGCUUAAUUUAUGUGAAAUCACAAAGGGAAAAGACAACAAAGCUGUUAUUGCAAGUAACAUAAUGUAUGUUGUGGGACAGUACCCUAGAUUUCUAAGGGCACAUUGGAAGUUCCUGAAAACAGUUGUAAAUAAACUGUUCGAGUUUAUGCAUGAAACUCAUCCUGGAGUUCAGGAUAUGGCCUGUGACACGUUCCUGAAAAUUGUUCAGAAGUGCAAGCGUAAAUUUGUUAUUGUACAGGUUGGAGAAAAUGAACCAUUCGUGUCUGAACUUCUAACCAGUCUUCCAACAACUAUUGCAGAUCUGGAGCCCCACCAGAUUCAUACAUUUUAUGAAUCCGUUGGUCAGAUGAUUCAAGCAGAAUCUGAAGCCCAAAGGAGAGAUGAAUAUUUGCAGAGGCUGAUGGAGCUUCCAAAUCAGAAAUGGGCUGAAAUUAUAGGACAGGCACGCCAAAGCGUGGAUUUCUUGAAGGAUCCAGAUGUGAUCCGGACUGUGCUUAAUAUAUUGCAGACAAAUACAAGUGUUGCAAGUUCUCUUGGGACAUACUUCCUCCCCCAAAUUUCACUCAUAUUUCUUGACAUGCUUAAUGUGUACAGAAUGUACAGUGAGCUUAUCUCAACCAACAUAGCUGAAGGUGGGCCCUAUGCCUCUAGAACAUCUUUCGUUAAACUUUUACGCUCGGUGAAGAGGGAAACCCUUAAGCUCAUUGAGACAUUCUUAGACAAGGCUGAAGAUCAACCACAAAUUGGUAAACAAUUUGUGCCCCCAAUGAUGGACCCUGUCCUAGGUGACUAUGCUCGGAAUUUGCCUGAUGCGAGAGAGUCGGAGGUCUUGUCACUUUUCGCCAUAAUAAUAAACAAGUACAAAUCUGCAAUGAUAGAUGACGUUCCUCGCAUAUUUGAAGCUGUUUUUCAGUGUACUCUGGAGAUGAUUACAAAGAAUUUUGAAGAUUACCCUGAGCAUCGCCUCAAGUUCUUUUCUUUACUUCGUGCUAUUGCUACACAUUGUUUUCCAGCUUUAAUUCGGUUGUCAAGUCAGCAACUAAAGCUCGUGAUGGAUUCUAUCAUAUGGGCUUUCCGGCACACUGAAAGGAAUAUUGCUGAAACGGGGCUAAACCUUUUGUUGGAGAUGCUGAAGAACUUCCAGGCUUCUGAGUUCUGUAAUCAAUUCUACCGGACUUACUUUGUGACAAUUGAGCAAGAAAUUUUUGCUGUCUUGACAGACACAUUUCAUAAACCAGGGUUCAAGUUGCAUGUAUUAGUGCUCCAGCACUUAUUUUGCCUGGCGGAGUCUGGUUCGCUAACAGAGCCUUUGUGGGAUGCAUCAACUGUUACUUAUCAAUAUCCAAAUAAUGCAACGUUCGUUCGUGAAUACACAAUUAAACUUUUGAGUUCAUCAUUCCCCAACAUGACAGCGGUUGAGGUGACCCAAUUUGUGAAUGGACUCUUCGAGUCGAGAAAUGACCUUUCCACAUUCAAGAAUCACAUCCGAGACUUCCUGGUACAAUCUAAAGAAUUCUCAGCUCAGGACAACAAGGAUCUUUAUGCAGAGGAAGCUGCUGCUCAGAGAGAGAGGGAGCGACAACGGAUGCUUACCAUUCCCGGGCUUAUUGCACCUAAUGAGAUACAAGAUGAGAUGUUGGACUCGUAGAUGGUUAUUCUUGCUGAGGAGCUAAUUUCAUGGGUAUAACUCUGGAGGUGCUGUGGGCUCUUGAAAUCCAUUGCCACACAUUUUUGGAGGUUACCAGAUCAGUAAUUUUUUCCCCAUUUUUUCUGAUGUUCCCCGAGUUUUCGUUAGUUCUGAACCGGUGAAUCAUGAAGGUGUCCCGGCGCAAAGGCUUGGCUGUUGAUAAUGCAGUUAGCUAGGUGUAGAGUAUUUGGAAUCUAGUGUAGGGAUAUAGCAGAGUCGUUAUGGUACGGGUUCCUGAAUUCAGCUUGGCGUUGUAAUUGAUUACAGAGAAGACGAAGAACUGUGAAAGGACUUGUCUUAGUAUCGAUGAUUCAGAAUUAGUUCUAAUGUAUACAACUUUCAUAGUUUGUGGAAAUUUUCCCCUUAGAUGGAACAUGAUGUAUCUUGGUAUUCAUUGAAAGGUUUGAUUUUUGUCUUCUGGUGAA
Cornus florida is the source of this 4064-nucleotide messenger RNA. Its product is annotated as protein EXPORTIN 1A. Gene Ontology annotation, biological process: protein export from nucleus; ribosomal large subunit export from nucleus; ribosomal small subunit export from nucleus. The transcript is spliced from 32 exons. The record is from RefSeq and is a predicted model, not a curated record. Lineage: Eukaryota; Viridiplantae; Streptophyta; Magnoliopsida; Cornales; Cornaceae. Gene Ontology annotation, molecular function: nuclear export signal receptor activity; small GTPase binding. Gene Ontology annotation, cellular component: nucleus; cytoplasm. Bases 367 to 3600 code for a protein of 1077 amino acids.